Messenger RNA from Nestor notabilis (Kea), 510 nucleotides. Its product is annotated as heat shock transcription factor, Y-linked-like. The record is from RefSeq and is a predicted model, not a curated record. Gene Ontology annotation, molecular function: sequence-specific DNA binding; DNA-binding transcription factor activity. NCBI's taxonomy places the organism in Eukaryota, Metazoa, Chordata, Aves, Psittaciformes, Psittacidae. Gene Ontology annotation, biological process: regulation of DNA-templated transcription. The annotation marks the transcript as partial. The transcript is spliced from 3 exons.
GCCACUGUCUUCCAACAUCACUACAACAUCACCACGGUGCAGAACGGGCACCCCAGUGAUAUGUGGGAGCACCCGCUGGUACCCACAGUCAGCCUCUGCUUUCCCCAGAAGCUUUGGAAGAUCUUGGAGAGCGACCAGUUUCGGUCCAUCUGGUGGAGUGAGGGAGGACAAUGCGUGGCCAUCAAUGAAGUUCUCUUCUCAGAGGAGGUGCUGGGCAGGGUUUUUGCCACACAGAAGAUGGGGUCUUUCAUUCGGCAACUGAACAUCUAUGGGUUCACAAAAGUACAGCCGGACUUCCAAAGAUCUGCCUCCCUGCCUGAAUUCCUGGCUGAGGAAGCAGCAGCCUCUUCUCACAGCAAGGUACAGUACUACUACAACCCCAGCUUUAACAGAGAGCAUCCCCAGCUGCUGGAGCAGUGCAAGAGGAGAGUUGACAUCAAAUGGAAAGCACCUCCACAUGCCAAGCGACGGGCUGAAGCACCUCCUGGCCCCAGCACUGCCCAUCCAUCU